Molecule: messenger RNA, 1966 nt
Organism: Amoebophrya sp. A25
Lineage: Eukaryota; Dinophyceae; Syndiniales; Amoebophryaceae
Source: the annotation of a GenBank genome assembly
AUGUAUCAGCCAGUCCAGAACGAUGCGGUGGACGAGCAGCUAGCUGAAGUGCUGAAUAGGCGCGACCAUUGCAAGAUUCUCUUCAGUCGAAUAGCCCCACGGCGCUAUCUGUAUGGAAGGUACUUCACUAUUGCGUUUGAGAUUGAUUUUGAUGUUUUGUUGUACAACUACUGAUUUAUCAGUUUCUCACUGCGGCUUCGGAUCGAGGUGGACGUUAAUUCACACUAUUGUCAUUUCGUUUGCAGGCUGGAAGUAGAGCUCUCGCUACCGCAGUCCCGAUUCGCACAGGGCCCGCGGGCGUCGGCGCUAGAAUUGAUUGUAGCUGUGCUUGGUGAAGGAGGUGCGCAGCGGGACGUGUACUCGAUAGGCGAAUUCAUACGGCGAUAUGAGGAUGUGGAAUUUGACGCCUGCGAACAGCAGCAAGACUCUGAGGCGUCCUCUUCACCCGAGAAAGGGGAUCAGCAUCUCGUGAAUAAUGCUGGGGCAGAACCUUCGAACGCUGCAGUUUCUCGCACGGGGCCAAUUGGAGGUAUGAAUAUACCUGCAUCCUCUAGCAUAGCGCGUCCGAACUUUCCGGUGCCACCUGGCAGUCUUCUCUUGCGGAAUAGCAGUAGUAGACCGGGUCUCCUUGGAGGUUCCACGAGCGGAUUGCCGCAGCCGGGCAGAAUCGCAUCUGGUAUCUCCCUGAAGCAAGCGUCAUUACCAGCCUCAUCAGGGGGUGGAGCUGGUGGGCUAGCGACUCAAAGUUCAACGGGUCAAGCAAGCAAGUCGCGACUGCCGAAAAACCACCUGCUCUACAGCUUGCAAUCACCGUCUGAGUGCGUUGCGUCGCCGUCGGAGCAAGAGCCAACUAUCCGACGCACAACGUUGCCCGCUGGCGGCAGCCGACCCAGUUGCGGUGUGGGCUCGCAUGCGGGGUCCAAAGCGUCCAGCAUUGGAAGCAUACAGUCCGGAGGCUCGUCGUCGUCCGUUAAUACAAUGUGGCAGCAGUCAAAGACGAUAUUUGCGACUGGAACGUCCAAUGGGGCCGCGAGUGUUGGACAGCUUUCACAUCCUUUAGGUGCUGACCCUGAGAACAAGAACAGUAAUAAUUUCGAUGCUUUUCCCACUAUUAGGGAUGGAGUCCUCCCGUCUUCGACUGGUGAUAUUUUUGCGCGAGAACGUAGUCGAACGACUUCCUUUCUUCCUACUGCUUCACGUAGUGCGCUUUCUUCACCAGUUUUUCAUCUGUCUCCGGACCCACCUCGAAACAACGAGCCAGCGAUUCCUGCGAACAUGAAGUUGCGCUUACCACCACGCUUACAGACACCGAUGCUGACCGGCGUAGCGCAGCUUCGGAAUUUGAGUCGCCCACCACCCCCAGUACUGGCAGGGGCCGCUUCGCCUGAUCCGACACGCAUGCUGUCCUCACCGACAAGUGGCGCUGGAGGUAGUAUUUCACCGUCGAUGGGGUUGAUAAGCGCUCCGAGGAGAAUAGAAAGUCCUUUCCAGUCGAAUCCCGCUCGUAGAGCGCCUUCGGCGACUAGGGUGGCUCUCUAGCUGCAGCAGACUUGUCAGAAGCUGUAAAUACUUUGAAGUUGCAACUGAUUGAUAUCAAUUUUCUUUUCAUCAUUAUCGAUUACGCCGAACUACAAUGAAUACUUUUGAACAAUGAAAUACUUCGUUCCUUUUGAACAACUGUCCCUGACAGAUGUCACAUACUUAACAGACUUAUUUGGUGAUGCUCAAUUCUUCCGCGUACUGGGAGAGUUACAAUAAUUCAAGUUGAUAUGUCUGCAGCUUUACGACAUACGAGGUGGGAGAGGGUUAAUUUUUGCACAGAGUGACACGCAACGACAUUAAUGACUACGACGCUUCCUUACGAUAAAUAGCGAUGCUCUUCCAAUUAUUCUAAGAUAUGACUCGAAACUUCUGAUGUGCAACACCUGUCUUCGGGUUUUGGGCUUUCAUAAGCAGUUGAGUAAAA